UUCUCAUACCACGGGGGCGAGCGUAUUUCCUAAUUGCUCUAGCCAUGGCAGCUUUGGUAGCUGCUUUUCUAUUAGCCUGGUUCUUAUCACCUGGUUAUGGUAAUGCCACUAGUCUAUGUCCCAUCGAUCAAAGAAACGCAGCCAAACUCGGAUCUGAUGGUCCUUUGGAGGAAUUGAUGUACCACGAUGAUAAAACAGUUCAUGAUCCCAAUGCUGGUACAGGAACAGAAAAGGAACCUUAUCGACCUAGCAGAUACAAGAUUUUCUUAUCUCCAAAUAUAUCAUCUUCCCAAACGUAUGGUGAAGUUUACAUCGACUUCGAAUGCUUUGAGAAUGAUGCUGAAAUUAUCAUAGAUAUUGGUGGUGACAUGUUGAUCCAGGCUGAGAAAAUGACUUUACACGAUGUUAGUGAUACCCAGGAACAAAGUAUCAAUAUUAAAAAACAUGAUUACUUGCCGGACUUUGCAACCAGAACAAGAUUUUCUAUAACCCCCGAAAAAGCUGUAGAAGGCAAAAAAUAUAGACUGUAUAUGCCAUUUAAUGGAAGACUCAACGAUAAAUUGCAAGGUUUUUAUAAAGCCAGUUACAUAGACCUCAGUGGACACCAAAGAUGGCUAGCAUCAACACAAUUUUCUCCGACCGAUGCGAGAAGAGCUUUCCCGUGUUUCGAUCGGCCUGCCUUAAAAGCAACCUUCGAGAUAUCCAUGGAGCGACCGAACGAACUUAGGACUAUCUCAAAUAUGCCGAUGGACAGAUCAGAACCGUCUGAUUCAAAACCUGGUCACACAAUCGAUUUCUUCCCAGAAACAAUUAAGAUGUCUACAUACUUAGUAGCAUUUAUUGUUUCUGAUCUUAUGGGCAGCGAAACUUUAAUAGUACCGAUCCCAGGCACAGGAAAAUCAUUCCCAUUGAGAGCUUGGUCACGUCCUGAAGUGCUAGAUCAGACAGAAUACGCUAGAAAUCUUUCAGUUUCCUUGUUAGAGUAUUACCAGGGUUACUUUGGAAUUGAUUUUCCUAUGCCGAAAAUUGAUAUCGUUGCUGUUCCUGAAUUCGGUUUCAAUGCUAUGGAAAAUUGGGGCCUAAUAACAUUCAGGGAGUCUGCAAUGUUGAUAGCUGAUAAAAUUACCUCAGAAAGUCGCAAAGAAACUGUCGCUACAGUAAUUAGCCACGAACUUGCCCAUCAGUGGUUUGGCAAUCUGGUCACACCCGCCUGGUGGAACGAUCUUUGGCUUAAGGAAGGAUUUGCAACCUACGUCGAAUUUAUGGGCGUCGAUUAUGCUCACCCCACAUGGCGAAUGACCGAUAAGUUUUUGGUUAAUGAAAUCCAAGAGUGCAUGAACGAUGAUGCCAGUAAAUCUUCGCACCCGCUUUCUGUUCCAGUUUCCACAGAUGCCGAAAUUAGAAGAAUAUUUGAUCCCAUUUCUUAUACUAAAGGUGCUUCCAUAAUUCGUAUGAUGGAACAUUUUCUUGGUGCAAACGUUUUUAAAUCUGGCCUGAAAAGAUAUUUGAAUGCCCAUCUUCAUGCUAAUGCCAGACAAGAUGAAUUAUUUGCCGAUUUAACAGCGGAAGCUUUGCAGAGUUCUGAACAGAUUUUACCUGCAAACGUAACUGUAAAAGAUAUUAUGGAUACUUGGACUUUACAAGCAGGAUUUCCAGUUUUAGAUGUUAAAAGGCAUGGAAAGGAAGUAACAUUCACACAGAGUAAAUUCAUUCUACCUUCAAAUGAUUCAUCCGACGGUUCUCGCUGGUGGCUUCCCAUCAGUUUAACAUCAGCAUCUGAUCUCAAUGCCACAACUAAACCUGUACUAUGGUUGUCUCCAAAAUCGGAUUCCUUGAGCUUUACUCCGCCGAAAGCUAACGAAAAUGAUUAUAUUCUUGCUAAUCUAAAUCAAACAGGGUUCUAUCGGGUUAACUAUGACAAUGAAAACUGGAACCUCCUCAUUGAAGCCUACUAUGAACUGCCUGAUUUAACUAGAGCGCAAUUACUGGACGAUUCAUUUGCUUUAGCAAGAGCUCAUCUUUUGGAAUAUGAAAUUCCGCUUAUAUUUGCAUCCAGAUUGUCUCAUGAUAUGAGUCCAGUAGCAUGGCAAUCAGCUUCUAGGCCUAUUUUGCAUUUAAACAGGAUGAUGAGUAGAGAGCCAGCUUAUGGAGCAUUCAGAUUAAGAACAGUUGUAACUCAACAUUCAUGCGGCUGCAGUCAAUGGUAUUUAUCGUCAAUUAGAUUUGAAGAAGAAAAACCAGAUGAUGAUCAUUUGACAAAAUUGCAUCGUCCUCUGAAACCAGAUGAUGAUCAUUUGACAAAAUUGCAUCGUCCUCUGAUGAUUAAUUUAGCAUGCGCACUAGACCAUCCAGACUGUCUCAAUAGAGCGCAAUAUAUGAUGAGAUUAUGGAUGAGGGAUGAAGAACACAAUCCAAACUGGAACCUCCUCAUUGAAGCCUACUAUGAACUGCCUGAUUUAACUAGAGCGCAAUUACUGGACGAUUCAUUUGCUUUAGCAAGAGCUCAUCUUUUGGAAUAUGAAAUUCCGCUUAUAUUUGCAUCCAGAUUGUCUCAUGAUAUGAGUCCAGUAGCAUGGCAAUCAGCUUCUAGGCCUAUUUUGCAUUUAAACAGGAUGAUGAGUAGAGAGCCAGCUUAUGGAGCAUUCAGAACAUUCAUGCGUGCUGCAGUCAAUGGUAUUUAUCGUCAAUUAGAUUUUGAAGAAAAACCAGAUGAUGAUCAUUUGACAAAAUUGCAUCGUCCUCUGAUGAUUAAUUUAGCAUGCGCACUAGACCAUCCAGACUGUCUCAAUAGAGCGCAAUAUAUGAUGAGAUUAUGGAUGAGGGAUGAAGAACACAAUCCAAUUUCACCAGAUGUGAGGUUACCUGUAUACUGUGCUGGAAUCAAGCAAGGCAAUGUGGAGGAAUGGGAUUUUGCUUUCAAAAAAUUCAAAGCAUCAAAUGUUCCGUCAGAGAAAAUGACUUUACUCAGUGCUAUGGGAUGCUCAAGAGAUCCUUGGAUUCUUGCAAGGUACUUGGAAAUGACAUUGGAACCCAAUUCACCAUUUAGCAAACAAGAUGGUGCUUUAAUUUUUGAAGUUGUUGCUGGAAAUAAGCAUGGGUUUGAUUUGGCAACUUCACAUCUUAUUGAUAACUUUAAAAAAAUCUAUGAGUAUUAUGGAGAAGGGUUCUCAACGGUCAAGAAAAUGAUCCACGCUUUAGCCUUAUACAUGAACAAAGAUUCUGACAAAAAGAAGUUGGCUGCAUUUGCAAAAGAACUGGAUUUGUUGGGAAUUGAAUCGGCAAAACGGCAUCUACAAACGGCAACGGAGGAUAUAAUGAAUAAUAUAUAUUGGCGGUCACAUGGAUAUUACAAUUUAGAAAAAUGGGUUAAAGAAUUUAAUGCUAAAUUUCAUAUUGUAGAAUAG
Messenger RNA from Ctenocephalides felis (cat flea), 3404 nucleotides. Its product is annotated as aminopeptidase N-like. The transcript has 21 exons. Gene Ontology annotation, biological process: proteolysis; peptide catabolic process. Lineage: Eukaryota; Metazoa; Arthropoda; Insecta; Siphonaptera; Pulicidae. Bases 45 to 3404 code for a protein of 1119 amino acids. The record is from RefSeq and is a predicted model, not a curated record. Gene Ontology annotation, cellular component: cytoplasm. Gene Ontology annotation, molecular function: metalloaminopeptidase activity; zinc ion binding; peptide binding.